This is a messenger RNA of Acaulospora morrowiae, 2349 nucleotides long. The record is from the annotation of a GenBank genome assembly. Lineage: Eukaryota; Fungi; Glomeromycota; Glomeromycetes; Diversisporales; Acaulosporaceae.
AUGCAUAUACGUGGUUCGAACCUAAUACUUGUCGCCGACCUUAGGACCAUACAACAGCCAUUCAGGGCAUAUUUUCAGCAACUUUUCCAACUGUUUUCACAAAGUCGUAACAAAUCAUUUGCUACCAAUUGUCAUUAUCAAACGACGACUUCUAAUUUAAAUGCGAGAGAAUAUCAGCAUUACCAAAAUUUUAAACAUCAAAAAAGCCUUUUUGAUGGUUCCCUUCCUAACAAGAAUGUUCUCAUUCAAGCAUUACGUAAACGUUCGGAAAUUGACGGUGAAAAUGGUAGCGAUGGUAGAAAGAUGCCAGAGAAACGCAAGGGAAAGAAAUCGACUGAUGCUUCGAAAGCAUUCAUUGAAGUCAACGAAGCAUUAUCGCCUUCUUAUAUUUCCAAGCUAACUUCAUUUCAAGCGCUGAGUUUAUACAAAAACCUAUACACGCACUAUCGUCUAAAACCUUUUUACUUGGACUUGAUCUCUUAUCUGUUGCGUCAAUUUGCAAAUAUCGACAGGUUGGACUUAAUGGAAGUUGUCUUUGCACAGUUUGUGCGUGAUGUCGAUGCUAGCGAGAGAAAAUAUUUGAUUGGAGGGUAUGUAACAAAGGUUUGGAACAUGAUAUCAUGCAUCUACGCUGAAAAAGGAUACUUUGAAGAAGUUAGGAUAUUAUUUGAAAAUAUGCCAAGAUAUAUGAUAAUACCCAACGAUAAGACAUACAAGACAUUAAUAAAGUCGGCAUCCAAGGGAAAGAAUAUUUACCUUUGUUUUUCCUAUCUCCAAAAACUAAUCGUCAGAGGCCACAAACUCGAUUGUGACACAUUAAACACACUUCUUCACACGUGCCUGAUAGCGAAUUCCGAUUCCUACAAACAAGAGAGCAUCGAUAUUAUCAUCAAUCUAAUGUCAUUAUGGAGAAUUGGUCCAAAUGGUGAAACACUCCGGAUUUUGCUACAGUAUUGCAAAAAUUUUGAUAGUCUCGAGGUACUGUGGGCGAAAAUCAUAGAUCUUAGAUUCCAUGAUAAUCCAACUUUGCAAGUGGAGAUCAUUAAAAUGUGUUCCAGAUUAGCAUUUGGUGAUCAUGACAAUCAAGAUAAUCAGAUUGCUGAAAAUGACAGGCUUUCACUAGUGAAGGAACUUGCGGAAAAGAGGGAAGCUGGCAUGCCGAAAUGUUUGGAUUAUUUAUUACGAAUACUUCGUAAAUCGCAAGGUGAGAUAGAGGUUGGGGCAUACAACAAUCUGUUGAGUACUUGUGUGCGAGGAGGUGAUAUUAAUCGAGGAAUGAAAAUAUUGGAGAUGAUGUGGUCCAAAAAUUUAGAACCAUCUAUACGUGGAUAUCAACAAAUGUUGGAUACAAUAGGGAGACCUAUCACUAUCAGUCCCACAAUUACGAUAGAGACGAAUAUUCGCAAUGAUCAUUGUCAUUUGAGUACAUUACAAGAUACUCCAAUGCGAGAUUUGUCAAAUUGGAAUUUAUCAAAACAAUCGGCAUUCAUUAAAACACAACGAGAGCAUCUGUGGAAAUUGUUGGAAGGGAUGUUCACGCGACCUAAAACUAGCAUAAUGCCAAAACGAUUAAUUAGUGCAAUCUUAUUUGCGCUUGGUAGACUCGGGGAUUCUCGUGGGCUACUGGAGUUUUAUGAAGCACGUAUAAAGUUAGAACAACUUCAACGCAAUGGUAACGAUAUCAACAGUAAUAAUACUGAUGGUAGUGGUCUCAGUGGUAUUCAAAACAAUAAAGGCAAUAACAUUUACCACUCGAGACAGUUGAAUCCUAUAGAAAAUUCAACAGUAGAUCUAUCAUCUAUAGAAAAUCGAUUUGCCAUUCGGUCCAGUCACAUCAAUAUGGAUAUCACAUUGUUCAAUUUAUUUAUGAGAACGAUUUCACUGCCUUCUUCACCUCUAUUACCAUUAUUGCAUUCUUCGCCAAAAAAAACACCAUUUUCCGAUCUUUCGCCCUUAGAACUAUUCAAUAAACUACCAAUUCAUAUUGAACCGAACCAAGAGACAAUUGAGCACUUGUUUUCGAACAUAAGGUCGUUAGAAAGCUUUAAAAAAUUUGGGCUCCAGUUUCUUAGCGCGAUACUUACAAGAUCGACGAAAGGUGCCGUAAAUUUUACGAGGGAAGGGUUAGAAAAAGUGAUAAUGAGGGCAACUGGAAGAACUUAUGAUGAAGAUGGAAAUAAUGGGUGCAGUGUAGGGUCAAAUAAUUAUGAACCAAUUGAUAAUGAUGAGAAUUUUCGAAAUGCGGUGGUUAGAUGCAUUGUACACGAAAUUGCUAAUGUUUGUGAAGGAAAGGAUGUGACAGAAUGCCUAAAAGUAUUAGAACAAUGGGAAAAAAAAGAAGGCAGAUGA